CCUCGGCCCUUUCCGCCGGCGCUUCGGCGCCGCCCGGCUCCCCGCUCCCCUCCCGCCCCGCGCUCCCUCCCUCCUUCUCUCUGCUCCUCGCUUUCCAGAGCGAAAAGUCGCGAACUCCACGCGGCUAGUUUGCCGCGUCCCUUGCGCGCGGCCGCGCCAGCUCACCUGGGCGCCUCUCCCAGCCCCGCGCCGCAUCCCCCUGCUCCUCCUGGACCGGCCAGCGGCCUGUCGCCGCGGUCGCCCAGCGUCCGGGGGUCGCGCCCUCGCAUCCUUCGUCCCGUGCGGGGAGGCGGCGGCCGGAGCCGGGCGGGCAGCCUGAGGUGAGAGCGCAGCCGGCCCCCGGGGAAUAUGGCGACCGGCGGCUACCGGGCCGGCAGCACCACAGACUUCCUGGAGGAGUGGAAGGCAAAGCGCGAGAAGAUGCGCGCUAAGCAGAGCCCGCCGGGCCCGGCCGCCCCGGGCGGGGGCAGUAGCGACACGGCCGGGAAGCCCUCUGCGGGCACCGUGGGCACCGCCGCCGCCGCGGCCAGCGAGCUCAACAACAACGUCCCGGGCGGCUCCGCCGCACCUGCCGCCCCCGGCUCGGGGGGCGCGAACUGCGCGGUCGGCCCCGCGGCGCUGAGCCGCCCCGCCCCCGGCCGCCGCGGGCCCGAUGAUGAGCCCCCCGGUGCCGCCGCCGCCGCCGCGGGGCCGCCGUCGGUCACGGGCGACGAGGAGGAGCGGGACGGCCCGGCGGAAAAGGGCAGGAGUGCGGGGCCCAGCGCCAGGAAGGGCAAGGGGCAGAUCGAGAAGCGGAAGCUGCGGGAGAAGCGGCGCUCCACCGGCGUGGUCAACAUCCCUGCGGCCGAGUGCUUAGAUGAAUAUGAAGAUGAUGAAGCAGGGCAGAAAGAACGGAAACGAGAAGAUGCAAUUACACAACAGAACACAAUGCAGAAUGAAGCUGUAAGCUUAUUAGAUCCAGGCAGUUCCUAUCUAUUACAAGAGCCAUCUAGAACGGUUUCAGGCAGAUACAAAAGCACAACCACUGCCUCUGAAGAAGAUAUUUCAAGUAGAUAUCCCCGAACAGAGAGAAGUGGGUUCAGCAGAUACAACAGGGAUGCAAGUGCUUCAGGUAGUUUGGUCUCAAGUAGCACAUUGGAAAAGAAAAUUGAAGAUCUUGAAAAGGAAGUAGUAAGAGAAAGGCAAGAAAAUUUAAGACUUGUGAGACUAAUGCAAGAUAAAGAGGAAAUGAUCGGAAAACUCAAAGAAGAAAUUGAUUUGUUGAAUAGAGACCUAGAUGACAUAGAAGAUGAAAAUGAACAACUGAAGCAGGAGAAUAAAACUCUUUUGAAAGUUGUUGGGCAGCUAACAAGGUAGAAGAUUCGAGGCUCAAUGUGGAAAAAAUAUUUUAAAACUACUGAUUGAAUGUUAUGGUUAGUGAUAGGACAAAAUUCCUAUGCUGCAAUACAUUAAGUAUGUAUAUUUAUUUCUAGAAGAUAGUGGAUGUUUAUUUUCAAAAUAUUUCUGUUUCAUUAUUAGUUUAGAAAAGUUAUCAACCUUAUAUUUCACAAAUAAGUAACAUCUUUCAGUUAUUAAAAUAAUAGCUUAUGCCUCUUUUGGUUUUGUGUGUUAUUCAGAUAAUAUAUGGUUUAGAGUCACAACCAUAUGAAUAUAUUUUAUCUAUGGUAAUGUAUUUUAUCCCUUAAGGAAUAUACAUAGUCUUUGUUUACAUGAAGUCAAAUACUUGUGGGGAGUUAUCUGCAAAUGCCUUAUUGCUGAUGUGAGCAACCUUGUAUGUGUUGAUGAUUUAAUCAUAAAGGUCUCUGUCUACUGUCAUUUGUUCUUUCAAAUUAUUCUAAGCAAUUUAGAGUAAAAGAGAAUCACACUAUUGUGUAACAGUCAUCUUUAAAAAGGAAAGCUAUAAAAAGUUACUUAAUAUCAUGUACUAGUUGGCUGAAUAUAAAAUUUAAGAGAAUACUUGAAUUAUGCUAUAGUAAAUUAAAAUGUACUAUUUUGUAUUUGAAUAUUGAAAAAAAUUUAAAUCACUGUAACUUCUGAAAAGCAUACAGUUAUAAUUUUAAUAUAAAAUUUCUUUUAUAGGUACUACCUUUUCUAUUAUUCCAAGGUUUAUAAGUGAGCAUGGGAUAUUUUUAAAGUUCUUUAUUCACAACCUGGAGAAUGUGUACAGUAUCAUUGUAUAAGAAAAAAACCCAUACUUUUAAUUAUCAUAUGCAUUAAAAUGAAAACCAAAAUAUUUGUCCACACUUACAACAUUUAUACUUAUAUUAACAAAACAGUACGUAAACAGAAAUAGUACUGAAAUACUUUGCUUAAUUUCUAACUUGGAGAAUAACACUGUGCCACUGUUGUUCUCAUAUGAGAGAAUUAUUCCCCUACCUCACAUUUAAGGGAUUGUUUUCUUAACAUUGAAUAUUUAAAAACAUUUAUUUUGAAGAAUUACACAGAUUUUCUUUCCUAUUAAAUAUCAUUAGUGUUUAGAGUUGUCUUGAUGACAUUGUCAUGUUGAGUAAGAAGACCCCGUCUUUAAAAUACAUUAACAGUAAGAAAUGUCUGCCUUAUGAUUGAAUCUCAAAUAGUAUACAACAGUUUUGUUUAAUUAAUGUACAUAAGUGGUCUUAACGUAGUAAAAUCCAUUUUUGGUGCCCUAUUGACUCUUUUCUUCACUUGGUAAGCCCCUUCAUUAUUCACUAUUAGAAAAAUAGGGAAGGUGAGACAAUUGAAAAAAAUGUGGAAUAAUUGAAAAAUAUCAGAUGUUGGAUUCUAAAUCUCCGUAGUGACCUAGCUUGGCUCCCCCACCUUCCCACUUGAAAGUUCCAACUUUGGCUGAUCAUCAGAAUCACUUGUGUUGCUUGAGAAGAAGUUUGGCUGUAGUUUAUAGAUAGGUUUAGGCUGAGAUCCUGGACAGAAUUCUUAAAGCUUGCCAUCUGGUCACUCUGACCAUAAUCUGGGUUUGGAAACAGCUGCCCUUACCUCUUUCCUCCUGUGGCUUCCUUUGGAGACUCUGGAAUUAACAUAAUUUUAGCCCCUGGCAUUUUUCCCCCUCUUAGUUUAUUUAAUAAUUAACAUGGUCUCUGGAGGAAUUUUCAUAUGUCCAUGUGUAUGUAUCAAAAAGUUCACUAUUAGAUUACCAAAUUAGAGAGCUGCAGCAUUAUUGCCUUCAAGCAUCCUUUUUGGAGAAUAUUCCCUGGCAUGGGAACAGAGAUCUGCUGCCCACGUGCCACAGGGUAUGACAAGUUCAGUCAUCAGCUUUAGUUGCAAGAUACUCAUCUCCCUUUAGCUACCCUUAUCUAGGAAAUGCUAGUAUUGCCCAGUUGCCCAAUCCACACUUUGAAUGUUGUGAAAAUGCUGUCAGUAUUCAGCCUUAAAAUAUAUUAAUGUAUUGAUUUUUCAGUAAAAGAUUUGAAUUUUCAAUUUAAUGCAAAUGUAAGUAAAGGAAUAUUUCGUUUUCCCUUUAAAAAUUACACCAGUUAUUAAUGCUUUUAAAGACUGAUUUGUUAAAAAAAUUUUUUGCUUUGUUCAGUUUAUUGGGAAAAUUUCCUACAGUGAUCUUUUACAUAAUGGUACCUAGUUCAAACACAAGAGCCUGACAACUUAGAGCGAUUCACAAGCAGCCCUUCUGUUCUUAAAACAUAUUUUCAUAUUGCAUACAGGUUUUUAAACUGAACAUUGAAAAAUAGAGUAGGAUCUGCUACGAUUUUCCUUUAAUAUUAAUCAGAAGCAUUGAUAUUUUUUUAAAAGGUAACUUUAAUAUGUACACUACCUUAGAAAACUUGGGUGUUGUCAAUAAAGUGCUAGUGUUUGUGAAAUUUUUAGUCCCAUUUAGAGAUAAUAUUUCUUAUGUUCCCUGGGAAUUUGUGGCAUAAUAAAGCAUAUUCAAAGUUUUUAUGUGUUUAUGAUAUUAUUUUCAAAAUACUAAGUUUAUUAACUUUAAAAUGAACAUGACUUCUCUCUGUUUUCUGACAUGCAUUAACUUGAGAAUUGCUAAAGUAAUCUCUACUUCAUUUUUCUAGAAUUGUUAUUUUAUUGCAGUACAGUUACCUUUACAGAGGAAGAGGGAGGAAGGCAUUAGGGUAUAUAUUUCUAAAUGAAUUUAAUAAGUAUAGUAGAUAGCACUUUUACACUGGCUCAAGUCGUUCGAAACAGAAAAUUAAGUAUUAGGCAGACAAAAGAAAAAAAUGUAUUAUUUUUUUCUUUAAAAUAACUUUUUAAUUGUAGAAGCCGUGUGUUCUUCAGGUAAAAAGGCCAUCUCAACUACAUGUGGUUUAUAUUUUCUGGAUUAAUCUGGAUUUGUAUAAUUAGAAAUCAAAAUGAAAAAUUUGAGUCCACUGUGUUUUGUUGAAUAUAAUACAAAUCAGUGUAAUAGAUACAUUCAUAUGUUAAACAGCGUAAGACAAAAUAGGAAAGACUUUGAUACUGAUUUGAUGUCCUAGACAAUAUCUGUACAUACAGUGUUAGUCAUCUUUUAUCAGUUUUGUAGUUUUAUGACCUUAAUUCAGUACCUAGUAAGUUUCAUGCAGUGUUGGCACUUAAUUAAUAACUGUUCAUGGUUUUGUCAAUGACCUGUUAAUAAGAUUAAGGCAUAUAUUUUCAUCUUGUAAUAUAAGAAACCAAACAUACCAGCUUUUCAUUGGGGGGAAUGUAUUAAGUGAGAAAGAACUAGCAUUCAGAAAUCAGAACUUUAAAAUAACAUGUUAAAGUCAAUGCUAAAUACUCUUUUAUCAUAUGUGAACCCCAUUCCUAUUAUAUAACCCUAAACUUGACUUACUUUAUAUUGGAACUAUGCUCACCCUCAUAAAUAAAGGACAUCCUGUUGACCAGGAUUGUAAUUUCUAUUACUUAUGUGAGAACUAGUGACACUUUUCUUUUGUCGUUCCAUUAAACUGAAAGCAUGGAGACAGACAGCAAACAUUUUGCUCACUGAAUGCCUCAGCACAGCACUUCCCCCUUCUGUUCAGUUUUAUUGAUGUAUAGAAGUUAGUUGUUUCAUUCUCAGUGUAAAGACUUUUAAAUCAUUACCCAAGAAAACCCGAGCCGAUACUGUUUUUUACUUAAGUAGAAAUUCAUAGCAAAGUCAUAUCUCCAUCAUAAAAAUAAUUACAUGUAUGUAAAAGGAGUAUGAAGAGGGGAUUACUUUAAAUUUUCAUACCUAUUUUUUUCAGCAAGUAUUAGUUAACUGGGUAUACAGUUAUAGAUAGUAAAGAAGUUUGUUUGUUUGUUUUAAUGGGAAUGGACCAACCCUUCCAUCCAGCAGAGUACAAUCCAUGUAGUGUGUGCCAGGAGCACAAAGUUAAAUUUUAGGCAGCAUUGGAUAGUCUAACCUGAAUAGUUGACUCAAAAGUACUUUUUUGUAUUAAUUGUCCAGCUGUUGUCUUUUAGGUCUAGUUAAUAGGUACUAUUUAAUUUGCUGCGGCACUUACUGAACGGUGGCAUGAAAGACCUGAUGCAUAUUGGGAAGUAUAUUACCAUAUUAUUUUAGAUGAUUAUGCAUUGUGAGAAGAACAUUCAAGAAAUUAAUGAAGUAAAAAGAUGUAUGUCAGAUACACCAGAUUGUUGAUGGUAUUCAAAUGUGGUUUUGUUAGUUUUUCUGUAUGUAUUACUGAUUAUUGGUUUGUUUUUUAAUUAUUGAAGUCUAAAUAAUUGUUUCAAAAAUUGGCACAUAAUACUUUGGUAAUAAUAGAAUGUUAGUGAUGAUCAUUUGAUGGACGUUUAUUACAUGUCUGUUUUGUUUUAUUUCUUCCUCUGAUACCUAAUUAGGGUUUUUUUUGUAAACUUGUCUUAAGAUUUGGCUAUACUAUUCAGGGUUUUUUAUUAUUACAUUUUCCUUCUAAAUUUAAGUAUUAGAUGGCUUCUGCUGCCAGAAAAGACCAUAUGAAAGCUAAAAUUUGCUGUUUUGUUGAAAAUCAGCUAAUUCAGGUAAUCCAAAUAUUUGCAGAAAAGCAUCAGAAUAAUUUUUUGAUCCACAUUAAUGUGAUAUAGACAGCUUUCAUAGUUCCCAUUGCAUAGAUUUUCAUUGUGGAGUAAUCAACUUUAUAUUGAUUAACUUCUAAUGUGCUUUGCAUGUAAAAUAAUAUUAAAUAAAAAUAAAUUUUUCAUUUAUUUUCA
Molecule: messenger RNA, 6102 nt
Organism: Manis pentadactyla (Chinese pangolin)
Lineage: Eukaryota; Metazoa; Chordata; Mammalia; Pholidota; Manidae
Gene: PAWR
Product: pro-apoptotic WT1 regulator
Exons: 7
Coding region: 349-1356 (335 amino acids)
Biological process (GO): apoptotic process; positive regulation of apoptotic process
Cellular component (GO): cytoplasm
Source: RefSeq, a predicted model, not a curated record